Messenger RNA from Pipistrellus nathusii (Nathusius's pipistrelle), 1665 nucleotides. NCBI's taxonomy places the organism in Eukaryota, Metazoa, Chordata, Mammalia, Chiroptera, Vespertilionidae. The record is from the annotation of a GenBank genome assembly.
AUGAGGCACUGCCUUGACUGCGGCGUCCCGCUGCUGCCGGACCACACGCACCGGCCGGGCCCCCCCACCGGCCCCCCGGAGGGCCCCCCGCGCCCAGGAGACCCCGGGGCCGCGUCCCGCGCGGACGGGAGGCCGAUGAACCUGCUGGCCGUGCUGCAGGGGCGGCCGGACGGCGGCGAGGCCUGGGGCGGCUGCUGGCGCCGCGGGCGGGGGCGGCGGUGCAGCCUGGCCGUCGGGCUGGCCAUCAUGACCUUGGUGACGGCCUCCUACAUGCUCUCGGGGGCCCGCCAGGAGCUGCUGCUCGCCUCGCCCUUCCGCCUCGGAGCCUUCCCCGGCAGCCCCGGCCUGGGCGGCCCGCUGGGCGGCGAGGGCCCGGGCCCCGCCAAGGAGCCGCCCCCGCCGCCUGCCGGCAACCUCUCGGCGGCGCGGGAGGCCCCGGGCCUGCGGCUGGUCCUGGACAGCAUCGCCGCCAGGAUCGCCUUCACCGCCCGGCAGCUCCCGGGCGCCGCCGCCCUCCGCAGGCAGGAGCCCCACAUGUUCGCGGUCAUCCCCAGGAAGUUCCUGCCGGGCAGCCGCAGCCCGUGCUGGUACGAGGAGUUCGCGGGGCCCAACACCUCGGACCCGUACCUUGCCAACUCCUACGCCCUCUACUCCCGGCGCUUCCGUGCCACCUUCGACGCGCUGCGCAAGGCCUUCUGGGGGCAGCUGGCCCAGGCCGCCGGCCGCCGCUACCGCCUGCGCUGCCUGCCGCGCUUCUACGUCAUCGGGCAGCCCAAGUGCGGCACCACCGACCUGUACGACCGCCUGCGGCUGCACCCCGAGGUGCAGUUCUCCGCCAUCAAGGAGCCGCACUGGUGGACGCGCAAGCGGUUCGGCAUCGUGCGGCUGCGGGACGGGCUGCGGGACCGCUACCCCGUGGAGGACUACCUGGACCUCUUCGACCUGGCGGCUCACCAGGUCCACCGGGGCCUGCAGGCGGGCGCCACCGGCAGGAGCAGCCGCAUUGUCAUCGGGGAGGCCAGCGCGUCCACCAUGUGGGACAACAACGCCUGGGCCUUCUUCUACGACAACAGCACGGAUGGCGAGCCGCCCUUCCUGACGCAGGACUUCCUCCACGCCCUGCAGCCCGACGCCCGGCUCAUCGUGAUGCUCAGGGACCCCGUGGAGAGGCUGUACUCGGACUACCUGUACUUCGCCUCCUCCAACAAGUCGGCCGAGGACUUCCACGAGAAGGUGACGGACGCGCUGCAGCUGUUCGCGGCCUGCCUGCUGGAGGCCUCGCUGCGGGCCUGCGUGUACAACAACAGCCUCAACAACGCCAUGCCGGUGCGGCUGCAGGUGGGGCUGUACGCCGUGUACCUGCUGGACUGGCUCUCCGUGUUCGACAGAGACCAGCUGCUCGUGCUGCGCCUGGAGGACCACGCGUCCGACGUCAAGGCCAGCAUGCGGAGGGUCUGCCAGUUCCUUAGCCUCGGGCCGCUGAGCGAGAAGCAGGAGGCCCUGAUGACCCGGAGCCCCGCCUCCAACGCCCGGCGCCCCGAGGACCGCAGCCUGGGGCCCAUGUGGCCGCUCACCCAGCGCCUCCUGCGCGACUUCUACGGACCCUUCAAUGCCCGGCUGGCCCAGGCGCUGGGCGACGAGGCCUUCGCCUGGAGGAGGACGUGA